Messenger RNA from Sporisorium graminicola, 2538 nucleotides. RefSeq lists its product as uncharacterized. The record is from RefSeq and is a predicted model, not a curated record. The transcript has a single exon. Gene Ontology annotation, cellular component: lipid droplet. Lineage: Eukaryota; Fungi; Basidiomycota; Ustilaginomycetes; Ustilaginales; Ustilaginaceae. Bases 1 to 2538 code for a protein of 845 amino acids.
AUGGCUUCCCCCUCAGAAGCAGGUCCAAGCUCGGCUCCCAAUCUCGCACUCUUGCCAGCCAACGUCCUCACCAUCUUUCUCGCGCGCUUCCACGUCCGACACGGCAACCAAAUCGACUAUCAGUAUCCGCCGCCGCCACCAUCAACAAGUGGCAAGAACAACAGGGACAAGCUCAUCGAUGUAGAAGAUGACGAUACGGUAGAGGACCAAGUGGACCUCGAAGCAGGUCCAGCGGUAGACCUUACAGGAGUCGAAUGGAAGGUGCUCCCUAGUGGCGGACAUCUUGUCGACAAGGACGUCAUCUACUUUCAGACUUCUCACAGUGGGAGCACUGGCGUCGCAUGCUUUCGCAACAUCAAGCUCGACGAUACAAAGGCGGAUGCGUCGGGUCAACGCGGCGCUCGAAUGGUCAGCGUAGGCCUCGUGCUUCAGUGUGAAGGGCACGCCGAUCAACAUGCCUCGUCGCUAGCGCAACAACUCGCCAUCGUGCCGCACCUCUCCAACCUCGAAGAGCUCGCUGAUGAGCUGGUUCGCAAUCCUCAAGACGUCUCGCCGCUCAAGACGUACUACGGCAUGCAUAGGGCUCGCAGUAGCAGCACCGACGGUCUCAGCCUCGCCAAGAGCAGCAUCGAUCGCGAUAGAAGGAUCAUGGAUGGCAAACGCAUGAAGCAGUUGCGCAUGAGACGACGCAGAGACCCACGCAACUUGCCGCAUGAUCCUAUCUCGCACAUGCCUGCACUCUGUGGCUCCCUUAGUGCGCUCUUACCGCAUCUGCUCAAGAAGCUCAUGCUUCCACGCCAUCGUCUGCUCAUCUUUUCGCCAUCUCCACCUGUCGUCCACGCUGCACGCUUGGGCUACAAUCUCGCGGAUCUAGUUGCGCUUGGAAUUGCUAGGUCUGGGAAAAGACACGAGAAUCUACAGGCGUUUGCACGUCGCUGGAUCGUGCAGGUCAAGGGCCAGAUUGGCGUACAUGACAUUUCAGCAUUGGAAGAAGAGGAACAGCGUCGAAAAAAGAAGGCGGCCUUGUUUGUCGAGCCGAGCUGGAUCGCAUGGUCGACGGACAAGAUCCUACUGGACAAGCCUCACUUGUUUGACAGUGUGCUCGACUUGACACCACUCAUCACACGCGAUUCGCACAGCUUGCUCGACGAAGCGUGCUUGGAGGGUGCGAAUAACGUGGCUCGGCUGUGGACGGUAGUGCGUCCUGAGCAGUCACAAUCGACUGCUCGCCCGCACGCAAAGGCGCUGUUGAAGGCGCAGAGCUGGACGACACGUGAAUUUGCCACUUUCAACGAACUCGACGCACAAGCACAACGGCAUGCAGAACGAGCGGAACGUAUAGGCGCGGGCGCGUGCAUCACCCGGCGAAAGUCCAAGAACAAGCUAGUGCGCUCCACGUCGCGUCGAUCCGAGGACCAACCGCGGAACGGCGAUGUCGAGUACACGCACGAGCGAACUAAUGCCGUGGCGCAGUGGCGUGGUGGAUGUGCACGGUCUCCACAUCGCAGCGGUGCUGGGACGAUGAGCGCCGUGCUGACUUUCUUGAGGUACUGGCUGGCUGGCUGGUGGUUCCUACCCCGUCACUGGCGGUAUGGACUUCCAGCCGCAUAUGUGUUGCCGCUGGGUAUUCGCGGCGAUGGGGGGGUGCGAGCCAGUAUCCUGGUGAUGCCAGAAGACGAGAGCGACGACGACGAUGAUGAUCUGGACGAGGAAGAGGACCGCGAGAUCGCAGCGGAAGAUGAGGAGGAAGAGGAAAGACGGAGUGCCUUGGCCGCAGAGCCUGAUGCGAUUCUCUCUACCGUCAAGGACGGCGAUGCGGGUGAUGCUGCCCACAGAGCCGUUGCUGCAGGAGAACAGUACACGAGCACCAACAGCUCGUCGGAUACCGAAGGGCUCGAUCUUCCUCACCCGCAUCAUCUGCACCACCACCACCAUCAUCAUCACCUGGUCCCACCCGAUCCGCUGCUUGCGGCGGUGGGUGCCAGCCCCGUCCGCGGCUCGGGCGUGGCCGAAUCGGACCGCCUCUCCAUGUCGCACGCUUCCCUGCAUCGUCGUCGUAGCACCGACCGCAGCAUCUACGCGCGCUCUUCGUCCGGUGGUGACCCGCUGCUCGACUCAGGCUGGCACGCGGACGAAGAGGAACACACGCGCUUCCGCUCGAUCCUCUCAGACUCGCUGUGGAUGGUGUGGUCGCACUGGACCACCGCACUUGUAUCUGGGCUGCUGGACAUCUUGGAGGAUCGACUGGCGCAGAUCGAGCAGGAUGAGCAGGACAGAUUGGAGGCGGACGAGGGUCAGGAGGAGGAUGCAUCGCAGCUCCUCAUCGCGAAGGUGGAGGCUGGAUUGGAGAUUGAGUUGGGGCCGAGAGACAUGGCUUCGUUGGGGUUGAGUGCUGGGAAUAGGUUGGAUGUGGAGUUGGUGGAGGUGCUGGGCUCGCAGUAUCUGGGAUUGCUCACGGCUACGGUGUGCGAGGGGACAAGGGGGACGGCGAGGGUGAGGGUGAGCAAGGGAUGGUCGGUAUUCCGCUGGUUGCUUUGA